Molecule: messenger RNA, 1674 nt
Organism: Nannospalax galili (Upper Galilee mountains blind mole rat)
Lineage: Eukaryota; Metazoa; Chordata; Mammalia; Rodentia; Spalacidae
Gene: Ptprn2
Product: protein tyrosine phosphatase receptor type N2
Biological process (GO): protein dephosphorylation
Cellular component (GO): secretory granule
Molecular function (GO): protein tyrosine phosphatase activity
Source: RefSeq, a predicted model, not a curated record
AAAAGUAAACAAGUGCUACAGGGGUCGUGCUUGUCCCAUAAUCGUUCACUGCAGUGACGGCGCUGGCAGAAGCGGAACCUACGUCCUGAUUGACAUGGUUCUCAAUAAGAUGGCCAAAGGUGCUAAAGAGAUUGAUAUCGCAGCGACCCUGGAGCACUUAAGGGACCAGAGACCAGGCAUGGUCCAGACAAAGGAGCAGUUUGAGUUUGCGCUGACGGCCGUGGCUGAGGAGGUGAACGCCAUCCUGAAGGCCCUUCCCCAGUAAGCGCUGGAGCUGGGGCUGGCAGGACCUCAGUUCAUGCUACCAGGACAGUGCCAGAACAUCAGUCCUGCAUCUUCUCCAUAGUAACAGGGUCCUUCAGGCUCCAUAAUCAAUACAGGUGGCUAGUUACGUGUACUUUCGUUUAACCAAAUAGCAGCUAUGUUGAAGCACUCAGGAGGCGGGGGAAGAGCCAGCUCAUCUAUUUCAUGUUCUUGGAAAAACUUCCUUUCCCUAAAGCACACAUUCCCCUUGUUGCAGUAAUUAGAGCCUUGCCACGGCCUCUGUGCAAGGGCUUGCAUCUGUAACUUGCUGGAGGGUAGGUUAGGAAAACCGGAUGGGCCAGGACAAGCCAGGAAGGUGCCUACUGGGGCCACCAGGUUAUAGGAGUCACACUUGACAUUUGCCUGUAAGGCAAUCUGUAAUCAGGAGAAACCCCUGGGGCAAGAGGUCAGUGGCCUGCAGCUCUGGGACAGAUGACAAGAACAGUAUUAUGGGGACUCUGUCGUGGAUUCCAGAGAGAAAGAUGGGUUUCUCAGGGACAGACAUUAUCCCUUGGGGCUGCAUCUGUUCCAGAGGCCGGGAUUCCAGGUGAUGACCUCAUCCUUGCGAAGUUAUAGAUGAGCCCAGCCCUGAGGCACAUUUUUAAUGUUGAUACUGGUUUCUGCAUUGCAAGAACAGGUGCUGUUAUAAGCUUGAAGUAACAAAACCAGAGGAGUAUGGUACUUAACAAGCCCUCAGAGUCCCCAGGAACACUCCCCGCCCAGUAUCAGUGGUCCCUCAGGGGAACACCCCAACACUGCAGGUCCCAGAAAAGCCCUAGAUGUUCCUGCUUCUGGAAUGAAAGCUGGGGAACCCCAAAGACUUUGCUCUGCCCCUCUCAACACCGGGAAGAGAGCGAGACCUGAUGCCUUCUGUCCCCGCCCAGACCACUUAGUGAAACGUGCUCACCAGAUGAUACCAUUGUUCGAAACAUUUGAGCAUUAUACUUACCACCUCCCCCAGACAUGGGAAAACUCUCCAUUAAGUAGGGCAAAAGCAUCCAGGAAGGUCAAAGAUAGCGCUGUAAGCUCUGGUUCGUUUGUAGGAUGGAGCAGGAAAAGGCAUCUCUGCCAUAUCCUCUUCACCCUUAAGCCCCGACACUUAGCGUUGAAUUUGGUAAGGAAAGGGGCUGCCGACCAGGAAGAGCCGCCUCAGUCUCUGUGUCUCUGUUUCUUAUCUGCUUAACAUCUCCGACAUCUCUCCUCCAAAGUCCUUUCUCCCUAUCUAGAAUUUAAACAACAAUUAAUAGAAAUGAAUUUACCUGAAUAUAGAAAGCAUAUACCUACGUGUAAUUUCGAGCUUAUGUUUAAAAGAAAUCUUGGGUGUGAGAUACAGAUAUAUUUAAUUGUGUCAUAUUAAACGUUCUGAUUUCA